AUGACUGAAGUCUAUACAUGUGUUGGUGCUGAUUGUGGUACAAAAACUGAAUCCACUCUUAAAUGUCCUGUAUGCUUGAAACAAGGUGCCACCUCUGUAUUCUGUGGCCAAGACUGUUUCAAACGUAACUGGGGCAAGCACAAGUUUACUCAUCCAAAAGCCGGAGUUGAUCAUUAUGAUCCAUUCCCUGAGUACAACUAUACUGGAAAGCUUAGACCAUUUUACCCGUUAACUUUGAAGCGUACCGUUCCAGAAAAUAUCAAAAAGCCAGACUAUGCCGCCACCGGGUAUCCAGAGAGUGAAGUCAAAGAAGCUAGAUCUUCUCAAAUAGAGGCCAUGGACGAGAAAGAGCUUAAAAAAUAUAGAACCGUCUGUAAACUAGGUCGUGAAGUCUUGGAUAUUGCUGCUGCUGCCGUUAAACCAGGGGUGACCACCGAUGAAAUCGAUGAAAUCGUCCACAAUGAAACCAUCAAGAGAAAAGCUUAUCCUUCACCCCUCAAUUAUUUCAACUUCCCAAAAUCGGUUUGUACUUCUGUCAAUGAAAUUAUUUGCCAUGGGAUCCCUGAUAAGAGACCCCUCAAAGAUGGCGAUAUCGUCAACCUUGAUAUUUCUCUAUAUAAAGAUGGGUUCCACACCGAUUUGAAUGAAACUUACUAUGUUGGGGAUAAAGCUAAAGCUGAUCCAAAGAUUGUCAACCUAGUGGAAACUACCCGUGAAUGUCUUCAACUUGCUAUAGACUCUGUUAAACCAGGGGUUCCAUUCCGCUCAUUUGGUAACAUCAUUGAAAAGCAUGCUCACGCAAACGGGUGUCAGGUAGUGAGAACUUAUUGUGGUCACGGCACUGGUAGAUAUUUCCAUUGCUCUCCAGAAGUCCCACAUUACGCUAAAAACAAGGCUAGCGGUCUAUGUAAAACAGGGGUGGUAUUCACUAUCGAACCAAUGAUUACCGCUGGUACCUUCCGUGAUGUGAGAUGGCCAGAUGAUUGGACUGCUGCUACUGCUGAUGGUAAAUACACUGCGCAAUUUGAACAUACCUUAUUAGUCACUGAAACUGGCUGUGAAGUUUUAACUUCAAGAUUUAAGAGUUCGCCAGGUGGCGCUGUUAAAAGACUCAAUUAG
Molecule: messenger RNA, 1119 nt
Organism: Saccharomycopsis crataegensis
Lineage: Eukaryota; Fungi; Ascomycota; Saccharomycetes; Ascoideales; Saccharomycopsidaceae
Gene: MAP1
Product: methionine aminopeptidase MAP1
Exons: 1
Coding region: 1-1119 (372 amino acids)
Biological process (GO): proteolysis
Cellular component (GO): cytosol
Molecular function (GO): metalloaminopeptidase activity
Source: RefSeq, a predicted model, not a curated record